Salpingoeca rosetta is the source of this 842-nucleotide messenger RNA. RefSeq lists its product as uncharacterized. The record is from RefSeq and is a predicted model, not a curated record. Bases 29 to 634 code for a protein of 201 amino acids. The transcript has 5 exons. Lineage: Eukaryota; Choanoflagellata; Craspedida; Salpingoecidae.
CAAGCAGCGAAAAGCAGCGCAACGUUCGAUGAUGAGCGGAAGAAAAGGAGGCAAGAAGGGCAAAGGUGGCGGUGGUCGCAAGGUCAACGUCAUGCACACGGGCAUCGCUGAGGCACCGUUCAUCCAGCAGUUGAGAGCAAAGCACGGCCUGAAAUCGCGGGAGGAGCAGCGCAACAACGACCUCAACGCCAAGUUUGACAAGAAGCGAAGAGAUGCCCCGCGGUUCAGUGACGAUGACGAUGACGAUGAUGAUGAUCCGAAUCUCCUCGACGUCAGAGAUGAAGAGCAACCGACCGUUGUUGUGCUGAACAAGGGAGACCUGACCCAGUCCGAGGCCGAGCAGGCCAUCCUCGCUGGCGCAGAGGGGGCGCAGGGUGUGCUGUCUGCAGCGAACGCAACAACAGUGAAGCAGCGGUUACAAAAGGACCGCGAGAACAUGAAGCGCACGCUGCACGCAACGACAAAGAAGACCAAGCACAAGGACAGGGCUGGUGAUGGCGAUGGUGAUGGUGAUGGUGAUGGUGGGGCUAAGGGAGGAAAGCAGCAGAAGAAGAAAAAGGCGAAGAAGGGCAAGCUGGCCAAGUCCCUCAGCAAGAAGAACACGGGGCUCUUGUCCUUCGGUGAUGACAUGUGAUGGUGUGUUGGUGUGUUGGUGUGAGUUUGCCUUGUGUGUGUAUGUGUGUGAGUGUGUGUGCGUGAGUAAGUCAGUGUGCGCGCGCGUGUGUGUGUGUGUGUGGUUCAGCUGUACUGUAAUGAAUAGCGCAUAGUUGACGUUGCACUGUUGUAUCUUUUGUACAUACACACAAACCGCAACGGCCAAUAAACGAACGCAAGAUGAGACA